AUGCCAACACCUCAACAAGUCACCCCACAUGCUGUCAUCAUUCCCCCAACCCACCCUCCUCCCCCCAAUGCAGGUGAAGUUGUGGCAAGUCAUCGCACAGCCGCCCUCCGUUGCUUCUCCCACUCCCUCCACUACAUCGCCUCCCUCCACUACAUCGCCUCCCUCCACUACAUCGCCUCCCUCCACUACAUCGCCUCCCUCCACUACAUCGCCUCCCUCCACUACAUCGCCUCCCUCCACUACAUCGCCUCCCUCCACUACAUCGCCUCCCUCCACUACAUCGCCUCCCUCCACUACAUCGCCUCCCUCCACUACAUCGCCUCCCUCCACUACAUCGCCUCCCUCCACUACAUCGCCUCCCUCCACUACAUCGCCUCCCUCCACUACAUCGCCUCCCUCCACUACAUCGCCUCCCUCCACUACAUCGCCUCCCUCCACUACAUCGCCUCCCUCCACUACAUCGCCUCCCUCCACUACAUCGCCUCCCUCCACUACAUCGCCUCCCUCCACUACAUCGCCUCCCUCCACUACAUCGCCUCCCUCCACUACAUCGCCUCCCUCCACUACAUCGCCUCCCUCCACUACAUCGCCUCCCUCCACUACAUCGCCUCCCUCCACUACAUCGCCUCCCUCCACUACAUCGCCUCCCUCCACUACAUCGCCUCCCUCCACUACAUCGCCUCCCUCCACUACAUCGCCUCCCUCCACUACAUCGCCUCCCUCCACUACAUCGCCUCCCUCCACUACAUCGCCUCCCUCCACUACAUCGCCUCCCUCCACUACAUCGCCUCCCUCCACUACAUCGCCUCCCUCCACUACAAUCGCCUCCCUCCACUACAUCGCCUCCCUCCACUACAUCGCCUCCCUCCACUACAAUCGCCUCCCUCCACUACAUCGCCUCCCUCCACUACAUCGCCUCCCUCCACUACAUCGCCUCCCUCCACUACAUCGCCUCCCUCCACUACAUCGCCUCCCUCCACUACAUCGCCUCCCUCCACUACAUCGCCUCCCUCCACUACAAUCGCCUCCCUCCACUACAUCGCCUCCCUCCACUACAUCGCCUCCCUCCACUACAUCGCCUCCCUCCACUACAUCGCCUCCCUCCACUACAUCGCCUCCCUCCACUACAUCGCCUCCCUCCACUACAUCGCCUCCCUCCACUACAUCGCCUCCCUCCACUACAUCGCCUCCCUCCACUACAUCGCCUCCCUCCACUACAUCGCCUCCCUCCACUACAUCGCCUCCCUCCACUACAUCGCCCCUCCUCCACUACAUCGCCUCCCUCCACUACAUCGCCUCCCUCCACUACAUCGCCUCCCUCCACUACAUCGCCUCCCUCCACUACAUCGCCUCCCUCAUACAUCGCCUCCCUCCACUCAUCGCCUCCCUCCACUACAUCGCCUCCCUCCACUACAUCGCCUCCCUCCACUACAUCGCCUCCCUCCACUACAUCGCCCUCCCUCCACUACAUCGCCUCCCUCCACACUACCUCGCCCCCUCCCUCCACUACAUCGCCUCCCUCCACUACAUCGCCUCCCUCCACUACAUCGCCUCCCUCCACUACAUCGCCUCCCUCCACUACAUCGCCUCCCUCCACACAUCGCCUCCCUCCACUACAUCGCCUCCCUCCACUACAUCGCCUCCCUCCACUACAUCGCCCCUCCACUCCACUACAUCGCCUCCCUCCACUACAUCGCCUCCCUCCACUACAUCGCCUCCCUCCACUACAUCGCCUCCCUCCACUACAUCGCCUCCCUCCACUACAUCGCCUCCCUCCACUACAUCGCCUCCCUCCACUACCAUCGCCUCCCUCCACUACAUCGCCUCCCUCCACUACAUCGCCUCCCUCCACUACAUCGCCUCCCUCCACUACAUCGCCUCCCUCCACUACAUCGCCUCCCUCCACUACAUCGCCUCCCUCCACUACAUCGCUCCUCCCUCCACUACAUCGCCUCCCUCCACUACAUCGCCUCCCUCCACUACAUCGCCUCCCUCCACUACAUCGCCUCCCUCCACUACAUCGCCUCCCUCCACUACAUCGCCUCCCUCCACUACAUCGCCUCCCUCCACUACAUCGCCUCCCUCCCUCCCAUCACUACAUCGCCUCCCUCCACUACAUCGCCUCCCUCCACUACAUCGCCCUCCCUCCACUACAUCGCCUCCCUCACUACAUCGCCUCCCUCCACUACAACAUCGCCUCCCUCCACUACAUCGCCUCCUCCCUCCACUACAUCGCCUCCCUCCACUACAUCGCCUCCCUCCACUACAUCGCCUCCCUCCACUACAUCGCCUCCCUCCACUACAUCGCCUCCCUCCACUACAUCGCCUCCCUCCAACAUCGCCUCCCUCCACUACAUCGCCUCCCUCCACUACAUCGCCUCCCUCCACUACAUCGCCUCCCUCCACUACAUCGCCUCCCUCCACUACAUCGCCUCCCUCCACACAUCGCCUCCCUCCACUACAUCGCCUCCCUCCACUACAGCCUCCCUCCACUACAUCGCCUCCUCCACUACAUCGCCUCCCUCCACUACAUCGCCUCCCUCCACUACAUCGCCUCCCUCCACUACAUCGCCUCCCUCCACUACAUCGCCUCCCUCCACUACAUCGCCUCCCUCCACUUACAUCGCCUCCCCUCCACUACAUCGCCUCCCUCCACAACAUCGCCUCCCUCCACUACAUCGCCUCCCUCCACUACAUCGCCUCCCUCCACUACAUCGCCUCCCCCUCCACUACAUCGCCUCCCUCCACUACAUCGCCUCCCUCCACUACAUCGCCUCCCUCCACUACAUCGCCUCCCUCCACUACAUCGCCCCUCCACUACAUCGCCUCCCUCCACUACAUCGCCUCCCUCCACUACAUCGCCUCCCUCCACUACAUCGCCUCCCUCCACUACAUCGCCUCCCUCCACUACAUCGCCUCCCUCCACUACAUCGCCUCCCUCCACUACAUCGCCUCCCUCCACUACAUCGCCUCCCUCCACACAUCGCCUCCCUCCACUACAUCGCCUCCCCUCCACUACAUCGCCUCCCUCCACUACAUCGCCUCCCUCCACUACAUCGCCUCCCUCCACUACAUCGCCUCCCUCCACUACAUCGCCUCCCUCCACUACAUCGCCUCCCUCCACUACAUCGCCUCCCUCCUCUACAUCGCCUCCCUCCACUACAUCCGCCUCCCUCACUACAUCGCCUCCCUCCAACAUCGCCUCCCUCCACUACAUCGCCUCCCUCCACUACAUCGCCUCCCUCACUACAUCGCCUCCCUCCACUACAUCGCCUCCCUCCACUACAUCGCCUCCCUCCACUACAUCGCCUCCCUCCACUAAAUCGCCUCCCUCCACUACAUCGCCUCCCUCCACUACAUCGCCUCCCUCCACUACAUCGCCUCCCUCCACUACAUCGCCUCCCUCCACUACAUCGCCUCCCUCCACUACAUCGCCUCCCUCCACUACAUCGCCUCCCUCCACAAUCGCCUCCCUCCACUACAUCGCCUCCCUCCACUACAUCGCCUUCCUCUCCACUACAUCGCCUCCCUCCACUACAUCGCCUCCCUCCACUACAUCGCCUCCCUCCACUACAUCGCCUCCCUCCACUACAUCGCCUCCCUCCACUACAUCGCCUCCCUCCACUACAUCGCCUCCCUCCACUACAUCGCCUCCCUCCACUACAUCGCCUCCCUCCACUACAUCGCCUCCCUCCACUACAUCGCCCCUCCCUCCACUACAUCGCCUCCCUCCACUACAUCGCCUCCCUCCACUACAUCGCCUCCCUCCCUCCACUACCAAUCGCCUCCCUCCACUACAUCGCCUCCCUCCACUACAUCGCCUCCCUCCACUACAUCGCCUCCCUCCACUACAUCGCCUCCCUCCUCUACAUCGCCUCCCUCCACUACAUCGCCUCCCUCCACUACAUCGCCUCCCUCCACUACAUCGCCUCCCUCCACUACAUCGCCUCCCUCCACUACAUCGCCUCCCUCCACUACAUCGCCUCCCUCCACUACAUCGCCUCCCUCCACUACAUCGCCUCCCUCCACUACAUCGCCUCCCUCCACUACAUCGCCUCCCUCCACUACAUCGCCUCCCUCCACUACAUCGCCUCCCUCCACUACAUCGCCUCCCUCCACUACAUCGCCUCCCUCCACUACAUCGCCUCCCUCCACUACAUCGCCUCCCUCCACUACAUCGCCUCCCUCCACUACAUCGCCUCCCUCCACUACAUCGCCUCCCUCCACUACAUCGCCUCCCUCCACUACAUCGCCUCCCUCCACUACAUCGCCUCCCUCCACUACAUCGCCUCCCUCCACUACAUCGCCUCCCUCCACUACAUCGCCUCCCUCCACUACAUCGCCUCCCUCCACUACAUCGCCUCCCUCCACUACAUCGCCUCCCUCCACUACAUCGCCUCCCUCCACUACAUCGCCUCCCUCCACUACAUCGCCUCCCUCCACUACAUCGCCUCCCUCCACUACAUCGCCUCCCUCCACUACAUCGCCUCCCUCCACUACAUCGCCUCCCUCCACUACAUCGCCUCCCUCCACUACAUCGCCUCCCUCCACUACAUCGCCUCCCUCCACUACAUCGCCUCCCUCCACUACAUCGCCUCCCUCCACUACAUCGCCUCCCUCCACUACAUCGCCUCCCUCCACUACAUCGCCUCCCUCCACUACAUCGCCUCCCUCCACUACAUCGCCUCCCUCCACUACAUCGCCUCCCUCCACUACAUCGCCUCCCUCCACUACAUCGCCUCCCUCCACUACAUCGCCUCCCUCCACUACAUCGCCUCCCUCCACUACAUCGCCUCCCUCCACUACAUCGCCUCCCUCCACUACAUCGCCUCCCUCCACUACAUCGCCUCCCUCCACUACAUCGCCUCCCUCCACUACAUCGCCUCCCUCCACUACAUCGCCUCCCUCCACUACAUCGCCUCCCUCCACUACAUCGCCUCCCUCCACUACAUCGCCUCCCUCCACUACAUCGCCUCCCUCCACUACAUCGCCUCCCUCCACACACACACUCCUCGCAACCCUCCCCACCUUCCCCCACCCAGUCACUGCAGUGGCCUGGUCUCCUUACCUCCCACCCCUCACUCCUUGCCCUCAUUCACCACCCUCCACAAUUUCCCCACCUGCUGA
Messenger RNA from Closterium sp. Yama58-4, 5127 nucleotides. Lineage: Eukaryota; Viridiplantae; Streptophyta; Zygnematophyceae; Desmidiales; Closteriaceae. The record is from the annotation of a GenBank genome assembly.